CGUCGUCUCCGACAAGACUGGCAGUCUUUAGGAGGUCUUCGAUCAGUACAGUAGUGUUGUUUAGCUUCAACAAGAUGUCGGCUAUGUGGUUCUCUGCUUUGAGUUUGGUUCUAAUAUACGCCGGGUCAGCGCUCGGUACCUUCCAGUUUCCGUACCCGCAAUUUUAUAGUCCUCUGUCGAUUACCCCGCACCUCAUUUACAAUUCACCGGUCGACGGAAAUGUUGAUUUCGCGGGUUACUCGUACUUCACAAAGGACUUCGCUGGCGGGCAAACCGAAGUCGUUUUUGUCACUGGGCCGGAAUCGGAUGUCAAAAUGAACAAUGAAGUCAGUGCUAUGCGCGAUCAGCUGAGUUCUAUGCCUUUUAACAAGGCUGCAGCCUCUAACCUUGGUGAUACUAAAGAUGACAAAAAGGUGAAAGCCGCGGAAAUGAACGAAGAAACAACAACGGCAGCGACACUUGUCCCGGUUGAUAUGAUAGAAACGUCUACGCCCGUGCCGAAGGAUGAUGCGUCGUCUCCAGCCGUGAAACCGAUGGAAAGCACGAAGAAAGACCAACCGGAUGAAGUGUUCACCCCGGAAAAGAGUGUCGGGUUCCAAGCGCCUUACCCGAUCCUGAGACUGCCAGGUUUUAAUCCCUAUUAUCCUCAGUUAUCGUCCGGAUUCUCUAGCUACGGGCCAUCGAAUUACUUUGGAUCUCAGUACGAGCCCUUCUACAACCAGUACAGCUCUUACCAGGGUCUCUAUAACCCAUUGUACCCAACAUUUGAGCAAUACUACAAUCCCUUAUUUCCGUCGUUGCAUCAGAACCCGAGCUUCACACCGUCGGUGAACAACUACAUCUCCGGGGAGUCCGAGGAAAGCAUGCCAGAGGUUUUGAAACAAAUUCAAGAAAUGAUUCCGUUGAAGGCCGGCCAGAGUUCCGGAACCGAAGAGAAGGUCGAGAGCACUUCGGUCCAGUCUGACACAAGUGACGUGAGCUUGGGAAAAACCGAACAGGAUUCGACCGAGGUUUCAGCCCUCGUUACCGAUCAAGCAAUGUCCGAAAAGCUAUCUGAAUUGCCAACGUCUACUGAGCAGUUGAUAGAAAAAUCCGCAGAAAGUUCAGAGUCGACUAUAAUCGCCGCGGAAACAACAUCGCCUGCAAGCUCGACUGCGACUGAAUCUGCGGAACCAACUACUCCCGCGAUUGUUAGCGAUUCCGUGGCUGUUGCUUAAUUAAUAUAACCAUCGGAAGUGAAAUCAAGUUCACUGUUCAAGGCAGUAGGAGACGGUUUAGAUAGCCUUGAGAAGUUCAGAUAUUUCCUUUUUAGGCAGUCUAACUAUGAAAUAGCCCUUUCCGUGUCUUAAAUGUAACUUAUCACAUUAAUAUAUUGUGUAUAUAUUGGGAUUGAAUCAAAUAAAAAUUUAUCAUU
Molecule: messenger RNA, 1414 nt
Organism: Diprion similis
Lineage: Eukaryota; Metazoa; Arthropoda; Insecta; Hymenoptera; Diprionidae
Exons: 2
Coding region: 75-1217 (380 amino acids)
Source: RefSeq, a predicted model, not a curated record